AACAAUAUUUCCAUAAUUUUGCAGCACUAAAAACUACAAGUCAAUUACUGGCGUAUACAGCGACGUUUUACGACAAUUGACAGACUUUAACGACAGUGUCAUGGCGACGUACGGUGUCAGUUUUGAGAGUUCGAACACCAUUGAAGGAAAGAGGGAAAAUAAACGACAGGCACGACAAGAAGCACUACAAAAGGCUAAAGAACAGUAUGAGAAGGAAGAGAGGAGGAAGGAGCUGAAGCGACAGAGAGGCGAGGACACUUGGAUUCUGCCUGAGGUGGACCAGAGGCUGCAGCAGAUAGAGGAAGAUGGAUCCAUAAAGACCAAAAAGAAGAAAGAGAAGAAAUCCAAAAAGAAAAAGGAAAAGAAGAAAAAGGCCAAAAAGGAGCAGAAGAGAACAGAAGCCCAAGAUGGCUCAAGUCACAGUUCAGAGGAUUCGGGGGAGGAUUGGGUCGAGGCUGAGCCUCAGAGGCAGCCUGCUAAAGCUUGGCAAGUUACAGAAGAAUCUCAGACUUCAAAGAGCAGCCUCAGCCCAGCACAGAAUGUCCAGGUGACUUUCCUCACAGUUAGAGAUGAAUGGAUGACUUUUGACUUCCUGGCUAUGAAAACCACCUCCAUCUCAGAGAAACGGGCUGAGAAGGAACGGCAGAAAGAGGAAGAGAGAGCCAAGGCUGAGGCCAUUGAACAGGCUGGUUUGCACAAACUUGAGCUAAACCCUUACUGGAAAGACGGAGGGACUGGUUUGCCCCCGGAGGAGACUGCCAGCACUACAGCGACAAAAAAAGGAGGCCCAGUGGUGAACGAUGGUGGUCUGAGCUGGCUGAGGAAGAGCUAUCAGAGGAUGAAGGAGCAGGCAGAGCGGGAACACCGUAACCUCAGUGAUGUGGUGGCUGAGAGAUAUGGGUCAAUGGAGGACUUUCAGAAGCGACUGGCUGAUGCUGAGGAGGCUGCGUGUGGCGAGAGGAGAGAAGACAGAGCAGGCUCAGCCAGGGAUGGGUGGAGGGGGCAGGAGGCCAGGGAGAGGUGGAGGAGAAGAGACGAAGACCGGGGAGAUCUAGAUCGCUGGAGAAAAAGUGAAAGGGAUUCAUCACCUCGAGACAGGGAGAGAUACCAAAGCCGAAGAGAAGAAAACAUGGAGAGAUAUGCAGGAAGAGAAGAGGAGAAAGGUCGAGACAGAGGAAGGUAUAGAGAAAAAGAGAGGUGCAGGAAUAGGGAAGAGGAAAGAGAAAAUGACCGAAAAAGAGACAGAGAUAAUGAGAGAGAUGGAGAGAAGGACAGAGACAGAGGGAAAGAUAAGUAUAGGGAUGAAGAUGUGGAAAAAGAUAAAUCCAGUGCAUCAUCAUCAUCAUCAUCUUCAUCUUCACUGUCCCUAAAAGGCCGUUUCCUCAAACCCUCAGAGGAUGAUGGCAUUGCAGCUCCACGUCCGCCCCUGCGUCCAUCCACAGGGUUCAUAAAACCCAGCUCCGAUGAUGAGGACUCCACUCCCAAACACAGGAGUGUUGCAGCCUGGAGGAAAAGCAGCGGCUCUGCUCAUCAGCCCCACACCUUCGAAAAGCAGCGGCAGGAAAACAAGGAGGAGUCAGAGAAAACUGAAACGAAUCCUCAGGCUUCUGUCUCAACUAGGACUGAGAGUGAAAGCGAGGAAGAUGAGGAGGAAGAAGAGGAGAUUCCUUUGCUGUCAGAGGAAGAGAUGAACAAACUGGGAUCUAAGCUGAUAAAGGCAGAGAUAAUGGGCAAUACUGCCAUGGUCGAGAAGCUAAAAUCCCAACUGGCAGCUGCUCACAAAGCCAAAGAGAACCAUGCUGCCAGAAAGAAGCAACAUGAAGCGGCAAAGUCAGACCAGGUUGCAGGUCGUUCCAGAGAAGACGAGGAGCUUCUGCUAUUCCGAACAGACGAGUCAGGUCGGGCUUGGCCAGUCAAAGGCCCCUCAGGACCUCAGGAACCCCAUGGAGGACGAAGGAAAAAGAAAAAGAUUGAGACUCAUGUUGAUGGGGAGCGUGUCCGUUACUUCCAAGAUGAUGACAACGUUGGUCUGCAGGAGAUGGUGAGGAGGGAGAAGAUGAGCUCUGCACAGGAUCAGAACGCCCUCUACUCUCGUAUGGCUGCCAAGAUGAUGGGAAAAACGGAUGGUGAUAACUACACGCUAGAUGACAUGUUUGUGUCAAGUGCAGCACAGCGGGAGGGUGAGGGGAGGGAGGAGGAAAGGAUGAGGAACAGGGCCAUCGGGGAGAGCAGGAGACUGGCUCUUUCAAUGGAUAAAUGCCGCUACUGUUUCAGCAGCCAAGAGCUCCAGAAGCAUCUUAUUGUGGCCAUAGGGAGCAAGGUAUACCUGAGUGUGCCCUCAGGAGUGUCCAUGACCGAGGGCCACUGUCUCAUCUGCCCCCUUCAGCAUCACUGCUCUGGCACUGGAAUGGAUGAGGACGUCUGGUCCGAAAUACAGCUGUUUCGACGCACCUUAGUGCGAAUGUUUGAGUCCCAGGACCUGGAUUGUGUCUUCAUGGAAACGCACAUGAAUCUACGCCGAAGGCAACACAUGGUCCUAGAGUGCAUACCACUUCCAAGAGAACUGGGUGACAUGGCACCCAUAUACUUUAAAAAAGCCAUCAUGGAGUGUGACGAGGAGUGGGCUAUGAACAAAAAGGUCGUUGACCUUUCAAAGAAAGACAUCCGGCAAGCUGUUCCUCGAGGCCUGCCGUACUUUGCUGUUGAUUUUGGUUUGCAGGGCGGGUUUGCUCAUGUCAUUGAAAAUGAACAGAAGUUUCCACAUUACUUUGGCAAGGAAGUGGUUGGAGGUAUGAUGGACUUGGAGCCGCGGCGCUGGAGGAAGCCCAUACGAGAAAAUUUUGAUGACCAGAGGAAAAAAGUCCUGCAGUUUGCACAAUGGUGGAAACCACACGAUUGUACCAAGACUGAAAGCUGA
This is a messenger RNA of Menidia menidia (Atlantic silverside), 2917 nucleotides long. The record is from the annotation of a GenBank genome assembly. NCBI's taxonomy places the organism in Eukaryota, Metazoa, Chordata, Actinopteri, Atheriniformes, Atherinopsidae.